Molecule: messenger RNA, 7620 nt
Organism: Eurypyga helias (sunbittern)
Lineage: Eukaryota; Metazoa; Chordata; Aves; Eurypygiformes; Eurypygidae
Gene: FRAS1
Product: Fraser extracellular matrix complex subunit 1
Exons: 42
Biological process (GO): cell communication
Cellular component (GO): membrane
Source: RefSeq, a predicted model, not a curated record
AAUGUGUUUAUUGAGGUGCUGGAGGACCGUGUGACAGUGAUUGAGCCCCAUCACCUCUCCUUUGUAGACCCGGAGAUUCCUAGCGAGAAAAUCCUGUUCAACGUGACUGUCCCUCUCCUUCCUGGCCAAGGUAUCGUGGAACAUAGAGACAGGCCUCUCUCCCCAGUCCGAUAUUUCACCCAAGCAGAUAUAAACCAUGGCAAAAUUGCUUAUCGUCCACCAACUGCAGCUCCUCACCUGAGAGAGAUCAUUGCCUUCUCCUUUGCGGGUCUCCCAGAGUCAGUGAACUUCCGAUUCACAGUGUCUGAUGGUGAACACACAACCCCGGAGAUGGUGUUUGUCAUUCAUUUGCUCUCAGCGGAGCAGCAGCCUCCCGUCUUCCAGAUCACAGCUCCAUUCCUGGAGGUCAGCCAGGGGGGCAAAGCCAUCAUCGGGAUCCAGUUAGCCGUGAGCGACACGGAUACAGCUCCCGAGGGACUUUUCUUUGAGCUGGUGAAACCUCCCCGUCAUGGCAUCGUGCUCAAGUACAGCGCAGGCGUGCAGGAGCGCAUGAGAGCAGGUGACACCUUCACCUACGAGGACGUCACCCGGAAUGCUCUGCAGUACGUGCAUGGCGGUUCAUCGGCAGCAGAGGACAGCAUGGAAAUCUCUGUCACCGACGGCGACACCACAGUGACCACCGUGCUGAGGGUGGAAGUGUCCCUGCUGGAUAACAACGGACCGCAGCUAGCCCCAGGCUGCUCGUUGGCAGUCACCGUGGCUAGUAAAAGCUCUGUGACUCUCUCUCGGUUGCACCUUGCUUAUGUUGACAACAAUUCUCCUGACUCGGAGAUACGAAUCCAGUUAAUAUCCCUGCCUGCAUAUGGCACCCUCUUACGCAUGUCUGCCUCUUACGAUGAAGAGCUUUCCAAGGUUUAUAAUUUCACUAUGGAAGACAUCAACAACCAGAGGAUCAGCUACUCCACCACGUUCGAGACCAGCAAUCAGCCGGUUACAGACAUCUUCCACUUCGUUGUUUUUGAUGCCGAUAACAACCGGCUUGACAGACAGAUGUUCACCGUCACUAUCAUGCCUGCCCAGGCAGUGCCAUCGCUCAUUGCUUUCGCUGACCAUAUCACUGUGGACGAGGGAGGCAGGGUCCCACUGCUGGCUCAUCACCACUUAGCUGCUGAUUAUGAUCCUGCUGCCAGGGAGGACCUGAGGGUCACGGUUGUCACUCUACCUAUGUAUGGCUAUAUCGAAAACACUAGAACAGGUGAGAGUUUUGGCCCGCAGAGCGAGUCUGCUGUGACCGCAGGCACAUCCUUUUCCCUUCAAGAUGUUACAGAAAACAGGAUUUACUACUUCCAGAGCGUCCAUGAAAGCAUUGAGCCAACAAGUGAUGCUUUCAGCUUUUAUGUGAGCGAUGGCUUCAGCCAGUCUGAGGUGCAGAGCAUUAACAUCACAAUUCAGCGACAGAACGAUGAGCCCCCGAAGAUGGUGUUGGAGCCUGUCAGAGUACGUGAGGGCUCAGGAGUGGUGAUUACCAACACCUCCCUCAACCUGCAGGACUUGGACACCCACAACAGUGAGCUGGUCAUCAUGGUUACCAAAAGUCCUGAACAUGGUCACCUCCGCAGGAGGCAGACUGCUGCAGAGCACCCGGAGCAUGGACACGUGCUGUCCGUGGGCUCAUCCUUCACCUACCAGGACAUUGUGGAUGAGCUGAUCGUUUAUACUCAGGGUGGUGCAGCAGCACAAACAGAUGAGUUCGGCUUCUCCAUCACAGAUGGUCUCUACACGCAGACGGGGAGACUGGAGCUCUCCGUGGAGCUGCCGAAGAAGCAGUCACCCACAUUAGCUGUCAACAGGGGCCUGCAGCUCCCAGCUGGCUCAGCGGCACACCUCACAGAUCAGCAUUUGAAAGUGGCAGGUAUUUAUUCAGAUGAUACUACAAUCAGAUUUGUCAUGAAGAGGGAUCCCAGCGUGGGCCAUCUGCAGUUGACCAAAAUUGGUAAUCCAGUCCAGAUCUCUGUUGAAGGACCUGUCAGAAGUUUCACCCAGGCUGAUAUAAAUAAAGGGCAAGUGGUGUACAGUCACAAGAAAGGAGAUCCUGUCGGAAAUUUUGCCUUCACCUUUGAUGUGACAGAUGCAGAUGGCAACAAACUGAUGGACCAGUUGUUUUAUAUUAGUGUAUUAGAGGACAGAUUUCCCCCUUCCAUCAUCGCUAACGAAGGGCUGGUCUUGGAUGAGAACUCGGCGAAGACCAUCACGACCCUGCAGCUCUCUGCCACUGACCAGGACAGUGAGCCGGCGCAGCUCCAGUACGAGCUCACCAGGCAGCCACAGCUGGGGCACCUGGAGCAUGUGGCCUCCCCAGGGACAAGAAUUAGUGCCUUCAGCCAAGCAGACUUGGCCUCUCGCAGCAUCCGGUACGUCCACACCAGUGACAUUGAAAAGCAUAUGGAUGCAUUCACCUUUUCUGUUUCUGAUGGAACAAAUGAGGUGAGCCAGACGUUUGACAUCACCAUAAACCCUGUGGAUGACUCCUUACCCAUAGUGCAAAGCCUCGGGAUGACAGUUCAGGAAGGUGUGAGAAAAACCAUCACAGAGUUUGAGCUUAAAGCAACAGAUGCUGACACAGAGGCUGAGUCCAUUACGUUCACAGUCAUGCAGCCCCCUCGGCAUGGCCUGAUCGAACGCACCAGCAACGGGCAGCGUUACCACCACGCCGCCACCUUCACAAUGGAUGACAUCUACCAGAAUCGCAUCAGCUACAGUCACGACGGUAGCAACUCGCUGAAGGAUCGCUUCACCUUCACUGUGUCCGAUGGCACCAAUCCCUUCUUCAUUGUGGAGGAUGGGGGGAAGAAGGUUGUGACAGCAGCACCUCAACGCUUCAAAGUGGACAUUCUCUCUGUGGAUGAUGGGACACCCAGGGUGGUCACCAACCUGGGUUUGCAGUGGCUGGAGUACAUGGAUGGCAAGGCAACCAAUGUAAUCACCAAGAAGGAAUUACUGACAACAGAUCCUGACACAGAUGACAAACAGCUGAUCUAUGAGAUAACAACUGGUCCCAGGAAUGGUUAUGUGGAGAAUAAGCUGAAACCAGGGUCAACCGUGACGACCUUUACACAGGAGGAUGUGAACCAGGGCCUCAUUCGAUACGUGAUGCAUGAGGAGAAGGUUCAGGAGACCAUGGACAGCUUUCAGUUCCUAGUGAAGGACAGCAAACCCAACGUGGUCAGUGGCAACAUCUUCCAUAUCCAGUGGUCUCUCCUCAGCUUUACAUACACCAGCUACAACGUCAGAGAGAGCGCAGGCUCUGUGAGCGUCACCGUGAGGCGGAUCGGUAACCUCAACCAGUACGCGAUUGUCCUGUGCCGCACAGAGCAGGGAACAGCCACCUCCAGCUCUGGCUCACAGCCAGGAGAGCAGGACUACGUGGAGUAUGCCGGACAGGUGCAGUUUGAGGAGCGGGAGGACACCAAAGCCUGCACCAUCGUCAUUAAUGAUGACACCCUCUUUGAGAGCACGGAGACCUUCGCCGUGGAGCUCAGCAUGCCAGCCUACGCUCUGCUGGGGAACAUUACCCGGGCCACGGUCACCAUCAUGGACAAAGAGGACGAGCCCACCCUGCAGUUCGACAGGAAGACGUACCAUGUCAGCGAGAGCGCUGGCGUUCUCUCUGCUCCUGUUGAAAGGAAAGGGGAUACCAGCAGCACCGUGUCUGCCAUCUGCUACACUGUCCCCAAAUCAGCCAAGGGGAGCAGCCUUUAUAUGCUGGAAUCUGGCUCUGACUUCAAGUCCCGGGGGAUGGCGGAUGACAGCCGCAUUGUUUUUGGUCCGGGUGUCACCAGGAUGACAUGUGACGUCAUGCUGAUCGACGACAGUGAAUACGAAGAAGAAGAGGAGUUUGAGAUCGUGUUGGCCGAUGCCUCGGAUAACACACGCAUCGGCAGCCGGGCGUCAGCCAACGUCUUCAUCAGUGGUCCCAACGACGCCUCUACCGUGUUCCUGGGGAACGCUACUUUCACCGUCAGUGAGGCUGCAGGAAACAUUGAGAUUCCAGUCCUCCGACAGGGACCAGAUCUCUCAACCCCCAUCUCGGUGUGGUGUGCCACUCGGACGUCAGACCCUCCAUCUGCCAGCCCGGGAAUCGAUUACGUCCCCAGCUCCAGAAAAAUAGAGUUCAGGCCAGGCAAGACAGAAGAGUUCUGCACUCUGACAAUCCUGGACGAUGCGCAGUACCCGGUGAUAGAGGGGCUGGAGACAUUUGUUGUUUAUCUCAGCUCACCCCAUGGAGCUGAGCUGACAAAGCCGUUCCAAGCAAUCGUGGCCAUUAGUGACAUCUUACAAGAUGUACCAAGCAUGCAGUUCACCAAGGACACGUACACGGUGAAGGAGAAGGAGGGUACUCUGCACAUCCCCAUCUUCCGCACCGGGGACCUGAGCUACGAGUCCUCUGUCAGGUGCUACACCCAGAGCCAGACAGCAGAGGUCAUGGAGGACUUUGCAGAGAGGAGAAAUGCAGAGGAGUCUCGCAUCACUUUCUUGAAAGGGGAGAAGGUGAAGAACUGCAGUGUUCAUAUCAGUGAUGACUCUGCCUUUGAACCAGAAGAGCAAUUCCAGGUCCAUCUUGGUAGCCCGCUUGGAAACCAUUGGAGUGGAGCUAGGAUUGGGAAGCUGAACAUGGCAACCGUAACUGUCACCAAUGACGAAGACGCACCCACCAUUGAGUUUGAAGAAGCUGCAUACCAAGUACGGGAGCCGCCCGGCCCGGAGGGUGUUGCCGUUUUAAAUAUCAAAGUGGUCCGCAGAGGAGAUCAGAACAGGACCUCGAAAGUCCGCUGUAGCACCCGCGAUGGCUCAGCUCAGGCUGGAGUGGAUUACUAUCCCAAGAGUCGAAUGCUCAAAUUCAGCCCAGGUGUGGACCACAUCAUGUUUAAGGUGGAGAUCAUGUCCAAUGAAGACCGGGAGUGGCACGAGUCCUUUUCUCUGGUGCUGGGUCCAGAUGAUCCAGUGGAAGCUGUUCUUGGAGAUACCAGCACCGCAAUAGUGACUAUUUUGGAUCAGGAGGCAGCAGGGAGCUUGAUUCUUCCAGCACCUCCCGUGGUCGUCACCCUGGCUGAUUACGACCGGGUGGAAGAAGUGACCAAGGACGGUGCUAGGAAAUCCCCUUCCCCAGGCUAUCCACUUAUCUGUGUCACUCCUUGUGACCCUCACUUCCCCAAGUACACCGUCAUGAAGGAACGCUGCAGCGAGGCUGGAAUCAACCAGUCUUCAAUACAGUUCAGCUGGGAAGUAGCAACCCCAACGGAUGGAAAUGGAGCCAGGUCGCCUUUUGAAACCAUCACUGACAACACACCAUUCACUAGCGUCAACCACAAGGUGCUGGACAGCAUUUACUUCAGCCGGCGGUUCCACGUGCGCUGCGUGGCCAAGGCUGUGGACAAGGCUGGGCAUGUGGGGACGCCCCUGAGGAGCAACAUCGUUACCAUAGGCACAGACAGUGCCAUCUGUCACACUCCUGUGGUCGCAGGGACAGCCCGAGGUUUCCAGGCACAGUCAUUCAUUGCCACUCUGAAGUACUUGGAUGUCAAGCACAAGGAGCAUCCCAACAGAAUCCACAUCUCGGUGCAGAUUCCCCAUCAGGACGGUAUGCUGCCCCUCAUCUCCACCCUGCCGCUGCACAACCUGCAUUUCCUUCUCUCUGAGUCCAUCUACCGGCACCAGCACGUCUGCUCAAACCUGGUCACCGUCAGAGACCUCAGAGGCAUCUCAGAGGCAGGGUUUCUGGAUGAAGUAACCUACGACAGCAUUGUUCUCGGCCCUGGCUAUGACCGUCCUUACCAGUUUGACCACACAGUGAGGGAGCCCAAGACGAUCCAGCUCUACAAGCACCUCAACCUCAAGAGCUGCAUUUGGACUUUCGAUGCUUAUUACGACAUGACUGAAUUAAUCGACGUCUGCGGGGGCUCUGUCACCGCUGACUUCCAGGUACGGGACUCUGCUCAGUCCUUCCUAACAGUCCACGUCCCACUCUAUGUGUCCUACAUUUACGUGACAGCGCCGAGAGGUUGGGCUUCCCUUGAGCAUCACACGGAGAUGGAGUUCUCUUUCUUCUACGACACUGUUCUCUGGAGGACGGGAAUUCAGACGGACAGCGUGCUCUCCGCCCGGCUGCAGAUAAUCAGGAUCUACAUCCGUGAGGAUGGCCGGCUGGUUAUCGAGUUCAAGACACAGGCCAAGUUCAGAGGACUUUUUGUGAUGGAGCACCACAGCCUGCCGGACGUCAAGUCUUUUCUAAUGACCCCAGACCACCUGGGAGGGAUCGAAUUUGACCUGCAGCUGCUGUGGAGCGCUCAGACUUUCGACUCCCCGUACCAGCUCUGGAGAGCAACCAGCUCCUAUAACAGGAAGGACUACUCUGGAGAGUACACGAUCUUCUUAAUCCCCUGCACCGUGCAGCCCACGCAGCCGUGGGUAGAGCCUGGAGACAAGCCCCUGCCCUGCACGGCUCACGCUCCGGAGCGAUUUCUCAUCCCCAUCGCCUUCCAGCAGACAAACCGCCCAGUUCCUGUCGUGUACUCCCUAAACACGGAGUUUCAGCUGUGUAACAACGAGAAGGUGUUCCUGAUGGAUCCCACCAAAUCCGAAAUGUCUCUGGCAGAAAUGGAUUACAAAGGGGCUUUUUCAAAGGGGCAAAUCCUGUACGGCCGCGUGCUCUGGAACCCCGAACAAAACCUAAAUGCUGCCUACAAACUGCAGUUGGAAAAAGUCUAUCUGUGUACAGGCAAGGAUGGCUACGUGCCUUUCUUUGACCCGACGGGCACCGUCUAUAACGAGGGGCCCCAGUAUGGCUGCAUUCAACCCAACAAGCACCUGAAACACCGCUUUCUCCUCUUGGAUCGAAACCAACCGGAAGUGACCGAUAAGUAUUUCCACGACGUGCCUUUUGACGCCCACUUUGCUUCUGAACUCUCCGAAUUUCAUGCAGUAAGCAGCAUGCCCGGAGUCGAUGGAUUUACGCUCAAGGUGGAUGCUCUCUACAAGGUGGAAGCUGGACACCAGUGGUACCUUCAGGUCAUCUACGUCAUCAGCCCCGAGAGCGCGGCGGGGCCUCGUGUGCAGCGAUCCCUCGCUGCCCGCUGGAAACGCGCCCGCAGGGACUUGGUCGAUAGCGACGGGAGGCCGAUGCUGGACGAUUCCUUGGUCUACGACAACGAAGGCGACCAGGUCAAGAACGGCACCAACAUGAAGUCACUGAUCUUGGAGAGGGAGGAAGCCGCUGUCGCGGCCUCCUUAUCUCAAACAGGCGCUUCCCUGGGGAGCGCCUUCGCUGCCCUCACCCUGCUCCUGCUGGUGCUCUCCGGGGUUUGCCUCCUCGCCAGGAGGUGUGGAAAGCUGCGGAGGAAGCGGGAGGCGGCCAGAGCCGCCCUGGAGGAGCAUCCCCUGAACACCAAGGUGGAGCUGCCCAGGGGUGCAGGGAAGGCCCUGGACGGCCGGUACUGCACCGUGAGGAAUAUUAACAUAUUGAGGGAGAACGGGGGCAUCGGCGAGGGGAAAGGCCGGAAGGUGAAGCAGGUGAACUUGGAAAUCAAAGUCCACAACAAUUUGCACGACGGAACGGAGGUUUAA